GUGAAUAGCCCCUUCCAGUGGCCACGAAGAAGACUGACUCAGUCUUGAACAUUUCUCCAUGGAAACCAACAUCAACAGUGAGGAGAGGUUGUCGUCUGCAGCUGACAGCAUAAAAACUUCAGGGAUGACAUCCAGGCAGACGGUGGCCUCUGAGGCUGCACUGAUUCCACUGUUUCUGGGCAAACAGAGGUGCAACAUCACUUUUGUUGUGGACAGCUCAGAGAACAUGAGAGCUGUUCUGGGGUCAAUGAAACGCCUGCUGAUCCAGACCCUGCUGACUAAGGCUUCAUUCAGGGACUCUCUGUUCAACAUCAUGUCAUUCUCAGGCCAGUUGACCUGCUGGUCCCACCACAUGCUCCCCUGUGCUCCUGACACAGUGUACACGGCUCUGUCCUGGAUCCACUGCAUCAGUUGCAGCCCCGGCAGGGAUCUCCUGGUUGCCCUGUGUACUGCUUUCACUGACCCCGCCUGUCACGCCAUCCACCUGCUCUGCACAGACCUCCCCGACCAUCCGGAGGCUGUGCUGACAUCCUUGCCCGCCAUGGCGGCUGGGAGGCCUGUGAACGUCUUCUACCUGCAGGAUUCAGGUGGUCAACUGGAUAGCAACACUCGAGACUACCUGCAGUGUCUGACCCAAGCCACAGGAGGGAGCUGUUAUGUGAUUCCAGUUGGUUUGAAUGGAGUACUGGAGAAGGUGAUUCCACUGUGUGUUCAUCAUCUUCAGUCAUCAGUGCCAACAUUCUCCCCACUCAAGUGCUACUGUCCGUCCACUUCAGUCUUAAUGCCACACAACCCGCACAACACGUCAUCACCUCUGCUCAGGUGCAGUCUAGGUAAUCCUCUCCACCCCAUUACUGCCUGCAUGCUGUCUGGUCAAACCCUGAGUCCAGAGUUUUUUCCAGGAUGCCGUGUGCUGGCCAGGAGAGAGUUGGAUGGCUUCUACUACUUGGGCACUGUAAUACAGCAAGUACAGAGCCGCAGAGGAGUUUGGGUUGUCGAGUUUGACCAUUCAGGAAGGGCCAGUUUGGGGGGCGUCUCCUCCCAGAGGCAGCUAGUUUGCUCCCUCGACAUGGUGAACCGCACAAGAGCUCACACACAUUGUCUGGUACCUGGUGAUCCUGUGCUGUCACCAUGGGAACCAGAUCUGAGGAGAUACGGGCCGGGGAAGGUGAUGGCCGCCACAGAACACAGAGAGGGUUUUGGAGUUGAUGGUGUUACGAGCCUCCGCGUGCUGAUGUGGAACAGCUGUGUUUCUCUGGUUCCUGGCAAUCUGGUUUUGCCCCUUUCAGCUUCUCACCAUGACAGAAUAGUCAGGGAGCUCCAAAUCCCAACAUCAACGCCCAGUCGUUGUUGCAGCUGGCUAGGUGCUCGCAGCUCCUCCUGCACUCCCCAGCUGUUCAGCAGCGACCGGUGUCCGUCCUCAUCUUGCUGCCCUUCAGUCACAAACCACUGGCCAUACAUGUUUCCACCCAGUUGUACGUCCAGCUUUGGAAGGAGGGAUGGAUUUGAGAAGGCAGAGCAAGAUACAGAUGUGAGGAAAAGUGACCCUGAGGUGCCCUCCUCCUCCUCCUCCUCUUCAUCUCUUUCUGAGGAUGAGACCAGAGCGACGUUUCCUCCUGCAGUGAAGUUGAGGAAUAAAGAACAACGUCCUCCCUGGAGGUACUGGAGAAGAACUGGAUCAGAGCCACAACACAGGCAGCCAGGGAGUGCCGUGGCAAGGAGGACGUCACAACCUGUAAGGCUCAGCUUUCCUGUCCCACAGAUCAGUGCCUCGCCCAAUCACAGCUCUGUGUUUCAAUCACUUCCUGGUGCUAAAGGAAGAAGAGCGAACAUCAGAGAUGUUUUUGGAACGACCAACUUCAAACCUCGACCACCAGUGGGACGGCAGGCUUUUUCUGCCAACAAUGCUACAUGUACAAUGCACAGCUAAGACCUCAGCAUAUACUGUACCUGUAUAAAGUUGGUAAAAAACAAAAAACAAACAAAAGAUUGAUACUUUAUUUUAAGAAACUGAUGCAUCUUUAGUGCAAGUAAAAGUACUGCAUUACACACACACACACACACACACACACACACA
This is a messenger RNA of Dicentrarchus labrax (European seabass), 2077 nucleotides long. It is a transcript of the gene cunh11orf16, whose product is annotated as chromosome unknown C11orf16 homolog. The transcript is spliced from 8 exons. The record is from RefSeq and is a predicted model, not a curated record. The coding region runs from base 59 to 1930 and encodes 623 amino acids. Lineage: Eukaryota; Metazoa; Chordata; Actinopteri; Moronidae.